This is a messenger RNA of Coccidioides posadasii C735 delta SOWgp, 4381 nucleotides long. RefSeq lists its product as uncharacterized. Gene Ontology annotation, molecular function: sequence-specific DNA binding; zinc ion binding. Lineage: Eukaryota; Fungi; Ascomycota; Eurotiomycetes; Onygenales; Onygenaceae. The record is from RefSeq and is a predicted model, not a curated record. Gene Ontology annotation, biological process: rDNA heterochromatin formation; regulation of transcription by RNA polymerase II; silent mating-type cassette heterochromatin formation.
CUCUCUCACUCUCUUCCAGUUGUCACGGAUCCCAGCAGCUGAAAGGUUUGAGAGCCGUACGUCUGUCGAUUCCUUUUGUUCUCCUUUUCUUCCUUUUUCUUUCCUUAGUUGGCCCCUUUCCAGCCUUCAUCUUCGCGUCACCGCCAAUCUUCCUCGCCUCACGCACCGAGUUACGACUUAGCAUCUACCCUUACGUCUUUCCUUGUUUGCGUGGCCGAACUUGAACGAGCAACUUAAGAUCGAUUUCUUGAAUAGUUGACGCUAAUUGGGCGACUUCACUCAAUUUCUCGUGUACAUGGUCGCCUCGGUUAUGGAACGCACAAGAUUUUAGAGUAGUGAAUUACAGGAAGACCGUCCUUUCGUGUAUUCUGUGGUGACUCGAUACCGGGGUUAUCGGUGAGCCUGUGGGCUCUGAGAAAUACCUUUUUCAAGCCGCUGGCCUCAGUCUCGCAACGGCUAUCAUGGAGGACCAAGAUGGCAUCUCGAUUCGUCCAAUGAGGCUCAAAGUCCUCUAUACCUUUGAUGACGAAAGCAAAACAAACUGUCUUGCCCGGUGGCCUCACGUGCUUCAGAUUCAGACGGCUUUCUUGGACGAAGACAUACAAGUUGGCGUGAUCGAGCUUAAGACUUGUAUCCAGGCCAUAGUUUCGGCAAGCCCAGAAUUGGUUGCAAAGCUCGGCCGAGACUACACCGUUUACGCAUACGAUUAUUCCGAGUAUGAAACCCCACUGGUGGGACAAGGGAUGUUGUCAUGGGUCCUAGCUUCGUCUUCUCCGACACCUAAUGCACCGGCUCAUCAGUCAAGAACCAUGGUCACUGGACGCGUGUGCCAAAAUGCCGGCCUUUUUGCAAGGGGUGCGCAGGAAACGCUCGAGGUCAAAUUGAGAUUGGUACCGGUACCGUCGAUUUUACAAAGCGAGUACCUCAACAGCAUGCAGAAGUAUAGGGAAUUAAGCACCGUAAUUCCACAGGACUUCGACGCACAGGCCUGGACCAGCUUUGUUCAAUCCAAUCCCGGUUUAUUCGCAGGCAGCGAUGCAAACCCAGUGGCUGAGCGUGAUGCUGUGGAUAGGUCAGGGAUUGAGAAUGUUCAUCGAAUGUUAAGCGAGGGAUCAGGGCCUCGUGAUCUUUCCAAUCUCAACAACUUCCACGCUGACUCACCAGCCCAAUUCACGAAUGCUACCCCCAGUCGUACUUCGACUCCAGGAAUUGUGAGACCUAUGAGCCAGCAGCAAAAGAGAAAUGUCGACGAGACAUUUAGACCCUCUUCGAGAGGGUCCGUUCAACAUCCUAAUGCUCCUACCCGUCGUCGAGGCUCUAUCAUGUCAGGAUACGGAAGUUCAGAUGAGACUGCUGAAGGCCCAGUGCAAAAAAGGGCAAAGCUUAUGAGGGCUGAUUUAGACAAGACAAAUAUGAACAUCGAACGCCAGCCUGGAUCCCUUCGCGUUGCCGCCAGCACGGCCGCUUCUGUCAGAAUACAUCGCCCGACACCUUUAAAUCCCACCAUCCAGGCAGCUCAGGCUUCAAACGAAGACCCCGUUCGCCCACCUACACCUGUUCCGUCUGCAGUCAAUGCACCAACUCGUCGAAUAGGCCGUCCUCCUCAGAGUAACCUUCGACGUCAGUCAUCAACUUUCAGUCAGCAUUCGCACGGUCCUCCAUACAUGUCCGAGGAACGGCGUGCCGCGGAAAUGACAUCCGGCUCCCCGCCUGAUGAGAUGCGUUAUGCUAUAUCCUCCGAGACCCCAUUCAAUAUGCCAUCCUCACCACCUGUAAUGGAUAUGACGUGUCCCCAAACCUCUAGUCCGGUUCUUCCACCACUACCAGAUCAGGACUCUGGAUUCAUGAGUGGAAACUUUGAACCCCUCGACGAUGAAAACGCAAAUAAUGAGUACCACAAUACCCAACAACAGAAUAAUUUGACAGAUAUGGCCAACUCACACACAUCUUCGAGACCCGCAGUUCCUUCUGCAAGCGGAAACCCGGCCGCCGGUCACCAGCAUAGACAGAUUAUGAGUGAUGGCACGAUGUCAGCCAGAAAUCCCGCACCAGUUCUUCCGCCUCAGCCAAGAAAAGCGGCUGGUUCUCGGCCUUCGUCUAGAGCAAGCGUCAGAGGUUCGAAACCACUCGCUCCAGCCCCAGCUCCUGUUCGGCAAGCCGAUGUAGGCCAGUCCCGGCUACCACUACCUCCUGUUCCCGUUAGUGAUCCAGUACAACCACUGCAACACCCAAUCAACGCCCAAACUCCGUCUUGUCCCAUGAGUGACAUGCCGAUGGUAUCUACUCCUGGAUCCACAAACUUUCCAGAUGGAAAGAUCCGGAGUGGUGCUGGAGCAAGACGUGUGAAGCAAGUUCAAGCUCGUCUAGACCAAUGCAUCAAGCAGGGCACAGUGCCUCCAUAUUGCGAAAACUGUGGAGCCAUUGAAACCACAACGUGGAGGCGGGCGUGGUCCAAAGUCAUUGAAGGAAGUGCGGAAAAUGCGAACGCUUGCAUUAACGAUCCGGGAAUGCUAUUCUGGGAGGCAGUUGACACUGAAACCGAUGGCACUGUUACAUCUUAUAGGCAAUUUAAGAAAUCAUUGGCGAACGAGGACAGGGACUACAUACAACUUCUCCUUUGCAAUCCUUGUGGAUUAUGGCUUCAUAAGUUCAAGAACAUGCGCCCUGAGAACAAAUGGAACAAGCCCCCAAACAAAGAUAAAAGAAAACGCAAGUCUAAUAGAAGGCCUCCGGCGGUCCCUGCAGCGUCAACCCGCUCACAGAUGAGGCUCCUGGCGGCCAAACGCUCCGGGUCCUCGCCACCCCCAACGGAAGCUUCGUCUCCUCCAGAAGAAACAACGCCAAAAAACGGGAACAGUGUGGGAAACAAUGGUGUUUCCCAGCCGCAUUCCAAUAAUAGAAGAGCGAAUAGUGCAGAACCGCCAAAAUCGACCAAUAAAAAUGACCGUUGGCAACAAGAAGACGCAUUUGAGGCACUAAGAAGAGCAAUUCAGUCCAGUCCCGCGAGGAACAUGGAGGCACGCAAAGUGCCGUUUAUGGAGCCCAAUCUGACCCCCAAUCCUGUUCGAAGAACUUUGUUCCAAUCUUCGAAAGAGGACAGUGCUAUGAAAACUCUCAGUGAAGCUUUGGUUAACAGUGUCAGACGCAGUCCUCGGUCAACUCCAAAGAAUUCGAAACAAGGAACGGGCGCAGAAUCUAACAGCAAAUCUCCAGGUGACGGCCUUGACCACCUUUUUGAAGGCGGGGAAGAUGCAUUCCUUGAUAUUGACCCCCCAAACAGCCCAACUCCAAGGCAAAAGAACCGAACUCCAAAUACACGAACGGUUAAUAAAGAAAAUGUCGGCGUGCCAUCAGAGCAGCCAAAAGAGUUUACUUCGUCUGAGAAUCAGCAAACCCUUCAGGAGUCGCCAAACGCCGCUAAGGGCCAGAACGGCGAUAUUGGCACUUUGUCGCUUUGGAAUAGCCCAAAUUCAAAAAAUUUUGAAACCAUUAACGGCUUGGUUCUGAAUAUUUUCGAAUCAGACGAUGAGUCUCUUACGCACACAGAUUCCUUUCAGCCUUUCGUACCCCCCAAAGCCCCUGCAAGCGGCGAUUGGGUAGAUUGGGAUCCCGACUGUGUCUCACCUAGAGAUUCUCAGAUAGCUGAGGGAGGAGCAAACGAGCAAUCCGGCCGCAUUCCCGCGGGCCUUAAUGACGAUAAUACUUCCCCAUCAAUUGUUGAUGGUUUUCAAAAUAAAGAGGCCCAGGCCCCGAAUGAUGCUUCCAACAUACAAAGUGGCGAAGAUGCCGAAUUUCGAUCCCUCCUUCUCGCAACUGCUACUGGAUAUACUGCUUUCAAUGAUUCGUCUGCAAUUUCGGACACCGAUAUCUUUGAUCCAGCCUUGGUUGAUCCACAGUUGCUUAGUGGUAUGUGGAGCAAAGAUGGCAGCAUUGCUGCGUCCCCGUCCGGUGGAAAGAAUAGUGGAGUGGAUCAAUUCGACGCUGAGGUUUUUUCAGCCAUUAUUCAGGAGGUUACCGGGAAGCCUAGCAGUACCUAGGACAAUCGACCAGGUUUAAUAUAAACCUGGAUAACAUAUGUGGGUGCCAACUUCAACUAUUGCAUGGAACCCGGAUAGCGGAGUUGAUUAUUUGUUCAUAUUCAUUUUGUUGAUUUCACCGGACUCACAUUGGUUCGUUUCAGCCCCUUUUCUUUAGGUUUCCCGGUCAGUUUAGCAAUCUCCAUCUUUGCAUGUAUCCCUUGUGUUUCUUUGUUUGAUCCAACUUUGACUCGUGAAACAUGUCCUGUCUAUGAUAAAUGUAGCUAUUGUUAUGUUAGUGGAGUUGGAAAUACUCCCUCUCCAUAUCUAAAUACCGAUGAGGCCUUUGUUGCCAUGAUCUCAUA